AUGCUGUUCCCAAAGCUUUGCUCGAUUUCCCAGCUCUACUUUUUGACGGGAGUUACAGACAAAGACUCUCGCACGCCAACAUUAACUAUUGAGGAUGUCGCAUCCCUUGUUUACCAUACCCGCGAUGCCCGCAGCGCCACUCAUGCAGGCCGGUACAGGGCCCAAGAGAAGUCGGGCAUGGAGAGCGUGUUUAGGGUGCCGCAAGAUCAAAAUGUGAUGGUCAAGAUCCUUGUCGCACCUGCGACGCACGCUGCAACUCUUGAAAGCCAGACGGACCGCAUCUCUCAGGUGUGCCAGCAGCUAGGGUCCCUGGUAGAGAGAUUCGGCUACGCAAUGGAGAUAUUCGAGAAAAGACUUGCAGAGCUACCUCUCGCCGCACCACAGAGCCAUGCCGGCGCUAUUAUUUUGCAUCAGCAGGGCGGUAGGUCUGGCGUAUCGCUCAUGGCAGAUCUAAACGUGCCCGCUCAUGAGUCUCCAGCUCGACUUCUACGACAACUAGAGGAGGAAACUGAAUCGAACCUAGAUGAGGAUGAAGACGAGGCUGAAUUAUAUCGAAGCAGCGAGGAGACAGAGGACGUUAAAAUCGUUGCUCUGGGAGGCUUAGCUACUGACUCGUUCGGCCGACCUAGGUACGUUGGAGGUGUGUCCAACCUAGCUAUAAUUGAAGCCUUGACUGCCCUAUCUCAUGGGGGGAAACCGCGACCAUCGUCGGGUCCCGAGGUCGCUGUCCCUAGAGGUCAAGGCGUGUCUGGUCACCCAUUCUUCAUCCCAGGUCUCCAGGGAGCGCGACUGCCAUUCCUGCCGACACCAGAGCAGUUGGAUAUACCACCUAGCUAUAUGUCGAAUCUCCUAGUUACUGUGUAUUUUGAUAAGCUACAUUAUGCGCUGCCGGUUCUCUGCAAGAACCAAUUCCUGAGCAAAUAUCGAGACCUAGUGGACGGCGCAAACCAAGUAAGGGCAGACGUUCGGUUUCUGGCCGUGUUCUAUGCGGUGUGCGCCUGUGCCACGAGCCUGCUGGCCCGAGAUGGCGGUGUGCAAUCACUGUCCCCAGGGAUCGAACAUUUCGAAAAGGCCGCGCUCCUACAGCUGAGCUUGAACGACGACGCCAGUAUAGAACAAAUUCAAUGCCUCGCGCUUCUGUCCCAAUGCACCGCAAGUUGGAAUUCGCUCGGUCAAGCCUGGAAAUACGCCGGCCAAGCAGUGAGGGCAGCUAUUGAUCUAGGGUGUCACAACACUGCGGAGUGGGUGCAACUAGCACCGGACUUUGAAUCACUCCCAAGGCAGGAUCCCAACUGGGACCAAAGCGCUACGAUGCGGGUGAUCGCUUCCAUAAUUCGCGAAGGUUCGAUUAUCACGCUCCAUUGGCGCCUACUCUUCAACAGCCCCGAAGGGAGUGACCCACACCUCGAAACCUCGCGGACCGAAUGCAUCGCAGCCGCCCAGAAAUGUAUCCAAACCGGGAGUUUCAUCCGGGACCAUGUUCCUCCGUCUUUUUAUCUAGCCUUUUGCGUCCAUUACUUGACCUUGUCUGGUAUCGUCCUGGUACGCUUAUCAAAGUCACGCGAGUCUGAGUACCGUAGCGAUAUCGAAGCCUGCGUGAAACUCCUUGGUGGUCUCGAGCGGGUGUGGUCCGGUGCGCAAUGGAGUCGAAACAUCAUCCAGGAAUUGCUGCAAAAGCGGCACUGCCUUGGCCUUGUCGCGGAAAAUGAGUUCCAGUCAGGGGGCGUAAACAACACGAUAUACACAUACGAGUCUGCCCCACAAGAUCGAAGACCUCUUGUCGAUUGGUACGACGACCAGUUUGAUUUUAACUCGAGCGGAGAGCUACUCCGCGGCUUCUUCACCUAA
This is a messenger RNA of Scedosporium apiospermum, 1848 nucleotides long. RefSeq lists its product as uncharacterized. Gene Ontology annotation, molecular function: zinc ion binding; DNA binding. NCBI's taxonomy places the organism in Eukaryota, Fungi, Ascomycota, Sordariomycetes, Microascales, Microascaceae. Bases 1 to 1848 code for a protein of 615 amino acids. Gene Ontology annotation, biological process: DNA-templated transcription. The transcript is spliced from 7 exons. The record is from RefSeq and is a predicted model, not a curated record.